Molecule: messenger RNA, 2094 nt
Organism: Monascus purpureus
Lineage: Eukaryota; Fungi; Ascomycota; Eurotiomycetes; Eurotiales; Aspergillaceae
Source: the annotation of a GenBank genome assembly
UCCAAACAGCUGGCUCUCUCAUCUCACCCAGCAUGGAGACGGCUCCUCUUACUCUGGUAUGCACUUCUCCCAGUUAUAACUCCUUGUCUAACCUUCCCCGUCCAGGCUCACACCCACGCGCGCAAUGCCGUCCUAGAAACCCGCAAGUCCAACCCAGUCGCAGCCAGCGAGGAACAUGAUCUCGCAGCCGGCGAGUUUGCAGCGGCGGCCCAGAACAUAUCAGAUCGUGAGGUAAACAGGGGAGCCGUCCUUCUCUUAUGUGUAUGUAUCUAACACAGUGGCCACCCUUAGGCACUGCGAACACUCCAACUUCUGGAAAACCACCAUAAGAAGCUCGCUCAGAUCCUCCGCUUUCAGCAUGAGCAUCCGGCCCAUGCUGCUGCGGCAGAUGCAUCAGUCGCUUCAUCUGUGCCAGCUACAACCCCGUCUACCACAGACAAGUCCGGUGUCAAGACGCCCUCGUCUGGCCAGGAUACUCAGCAACAUCCCCCAAGACCGUCUGUCAAUACUCGGUUACCACCCAGGGAAACAUCGUCUAUCGCAAGUAACCUAGCCAGUGCUCGAGGGAUCCCAUCUCAUCCUCGUCGUGCGUCUCCUGCAUCUCCUGCUCUCUCUUCCCAGAAGGCUGGGGCCAAGAUGGCGGAGAGUCCGACGAGAACCAGGACAGGAGAAAUGAUGCGUGGAACACCACGGGCUUACAGAACAACAGAUCGUCCGGGCCAUCAAUCAACUCCUAAACAGUCUGGGACACCUACAGCGGUCAGUCCCACCGCAAUCACAUCCCAGCAAGUUGUCCCCGCGAAUGCCGAUCACUCUUCUCGACAGCGGGGCAGAUUCUCAGUCACAGAAGAACCAUUCCAACGUUUCUAUUCUACAUUCGAGGGUCUGAUUUCAAAAUUGUCGGCCCCUUUAGCAUUCGCGGGACUCCCUCUAGGGCCAGAUACAUCAGCGCAGGACGACGCGACUCGCCGUCGAUCAGCCACUGAAUCCAGGCUGGACCGCUAUCAAGCAACAUCUGAUCGUGCAAGUUCAUCCUCAGAGCCAGACGUCAGUAGACUAUUCUCGCCUGCCGCGCUACGAGCUAUCCGAGCCUCGAAUGGAGGCACAACCGGCAGUCCGGCGGAGUCAUUUUACGUGGUCCCCACGACGGGCGGCACGGUAUCCUAUGCGGGCAUCCUCACCCGUGCAGAGAAGGAUGCCCAGAGAAACAAUCUCGAAGAACUAGAGGAAGACUUUGUGGAUGCUCGCGAAACCGCCUCGCCAGCGGAUCUGCGCCAGAGCAUGACCGGAGCAGCAAAGAACAGGAGGCUUCGCGGCGCUGACCAACCUCAUAAUCAUCAACUCGUGACUCUUCAAAAUCCCAAAACAAUGGAGGAACUACAGAUGGAGAACCAAGCUUUGAAGCAUCUUUCUGACACGUUAUCCAAACGGCUACACAUGUGGGAAGUCAAUGCGCAGUCUUCAUCCAUAGCCCUCCAACAAUCUCUCAAAGCGAUGCACCACCCAGCCAUUUCGCCCGAUUCCACUUCUGCAACUGCACUCCCUACCGCUCUCGCUUCGGCCCCCUCUCCACAAGUAAUCGCAGACCUAGAACAACGGAUCCGGGACCUGGAAACGAACGCCCACCGUAUUGAACGGGAACGUGAGCGCCAAAACCGGGAGAACGAGAAGCUCAAAGUCACCCUCUCGCGGUAUCGAGAACGAUGGGAGAAAUUAAAAGAGGGUGCGAAAAUCAGACGGGCAGAGGCGAAAUUGGCGGGAGAGAACCCUAAUCCUGUUGCCGCUACGGGUAGCAAGGAGAAGUCCGUUGCAGACGACGCCAAUGCGUCUGAAAAGGCCAAGAAAGAGACUGGCCCUGCUCUGACUCCAACUCCAGCUCCGUUGCAAGACGAAGGUGACCAGCCCUCCACUGGAGGAGCUGAAGUCGAGACCAAGACCGUUGAGGCAGAGGGUAUCGUGGAGGGUACCGUGGAAAAUACAGAUACGUCUGAACAUCCAACUGGAGUUUCUGAACCUAGUUAGGUAAUUUAAUAUAUCCAUGAAUAAAGUCAAAGAUGGAAAUGUAAUAAUACGCUUGCCUCUGCAAUAUCCGAC